UGAAUGUAUGUGAAACCUCGCUGCUUCUGUCAUGAGUCUCAUUCUCCAUUUCUGUGCUGUACUAAUUUCUUCAUGAAGGAGAACAAGAUGAUGCCCUCCUCCCCCCCCCACUUCUCACUACUGCUGACUUCCCCCUCCCACAUCCCAGGCACUCCUUUCAGGUCCUCCUUCUUGGGCACGAAGGGAACAGAACUGGUGUGAUUUUGCUGUACAGGAGGACACCAAACAAUACGAAGAGACAUCCAUGUGGGUUCCUCAUCCCCUGUGCCCUAAGGGAAACAGUUCUGCAGGGUGCUUCAUUUCCCAUAGAGCACAGGAAGGCUUUGAGAGAAGGGUUAGACUGGCUGGUUGGUGUAUAGGCCAAACUCCCCUGACUAGAGCAAUGCAGCUACUGUGGCUCCAAUGCAGUAGCCCCACUGUUGUACUAAGGGCAAAGGGGCAGAUUCCAUGUGCACCUAGCCCCCGUGGAAUUGGCAUGUACACGGUCCAUAUUUCACUUGCACCAUUCCCUGAGCUAUAUAUGAUGCACCACACCCUUAAUUUUAAUACUUAGGCGUUAAUUUUGUCAUAAUAAUGGUGGACACUGUCUCUUAUUUCUCCCUCCAUUAAAGCCCUGCCCAUUUACGUGAGCUGGAGUGAUACUUGCAUAGCAAGAGGCUAAUAUGUGACAUUUAACCACUAUCCCUGAAAACUGCUAGCCAGAAUUCUUGCAAAACUAUUCAGUAUGUUCCCCUUCUAGCUUUCGAAAUGAGUGACAGCGCUUCAGUUCGGAUAACGGGAGGCUAAGGCAGGUGUUUCUCAUGAAGGACGUGGUUCGUUCCUAAUAAAACCUUAAGCUAAGAAAUGGCAUGUGGCCCUUUUUUUAGGUCCUAAAAUAAAACUUUCAUAGAAUUGAUUCAGAAAGCUUUAUUUUCCCUUCUUCCUUGAAGGAGCCCGAAAGCUGAAAAGAGGAGGAGCUGAAAAGAGGUGGUACAUGGGAAUUUCCCCAUUGCAGGCAUAUGAAUUGCCUUCCUGUUCUUCAGCAGUCUAGGUUCAACCGCUCCUAGAGUUUACUUUUUUUUUUUGCAGGGGAAGUGGAGAGUCAGCAUGGCUGGACGAGUAUUAGCCAAAUUUGUGUCCUCGUCUUUUACUGCUGUUUUGUUCUCCCUGUUGCUCUCUGCUAUGCAGUGUUCAGGGCUUUGUGGACAAUUUGAAUAUCCCUUACAUAAACGAUGCUGCAAGGAGUGUGCUCCUGGUGAGGGAAUGAGAAACCGCUGCUCACCAUCAUCCGAAACUGAAUGCAUCCCCUGCCAAGAUGGAUACUUUAACUCAAAGUAUAACUACUAUCCGUGCAAAAUCUGCACCGUCUGUGACACAGAUAGGGGAAGCAUGGAGGUGAAGAAGUGUGAUAAGAUCUUAGAUACAGUUUGCGUGUGCAUGAAGGGUUACACCCCAUACGACAGCGGAUCGUCAGAGGAAUCUCCAUCAGGAAGAGAAUGCUUCCCUUGUCCUGAUGGGCAUUUUUCCGAUGGAAACAACGACAGAUGCCGGCCCUGGACCAACUGCACCGCGUAUGGCAAGAAGACUCUCAGAGCUGGGACAAGAAUAGAAGAUGCCAUCUGCGAUGACCAGGACAAACAGGCCACCACACUCCAAACAUCCACCUUAUACCUCUCUCUCAUCAGCCGCAGAAGCAAUGGAUCUACUACAGCACUCCCCCACUUCACGUCCAGAGACACCCUCUCCACCACUCCCGUUAAAAAGGAGACUAACUGGGGGUCUUUAUCGCUCAUUUUGAUUUGCUUAACAUUGCUCAUGGUAUCUGGAAUGUCCAUCCUCCUCUUGAUUAUCCAGACGACCAAAAAGGAGAAGCCAAAGAGACCUCCUGUGAAUGGACAACUUGAUGGAAGAAGCUUUCGAAUUCCUAUCCAGGAAGAGCAAAUCGACUCCAAUUCCAGCCUCAUCAAAAACUGAUUCCCUGUUUUACUACAGUGUACUGUCAUCUG
Mauremys mutica (yellowpond turtle) is the source of this 1985-nucleotide messenger RNA. It is a transcript of the gene TNFRSF4, whose product is annotated as TNF receptor superfamily member 4. Gene Ontology annotation, molecular function: tumor necrosis factor receptor activity; protein binding. Gene Ontology annotation, biological process: inflammatory response. The record is from RefSeq and is a predicted model, not a curated record. The transcript is spliced from 7 exons. The coding region runs from base 1087 to 1953 and encodes 288 amino acids. Lineage: Eukaryota; Metazoa; Chordata; Testudines; Geoemydidae.